This is a messenger RNA of Anopheles funestus (African malaria mosquito), 2131 nucleotides long. It is a transcript of the gene RhoGEF4, whose product is annotated as putative protein tag-52. Lineage: Eukaryota; Metazoa; Arthropoda; Insecta; Diptera; Culicidae. The record is from RefSeq and is a predicted model, not a curated record. Gene Ontology annotation, molecular function: guanyl-nucleotide exchange factor activity. Bases 343 to 1938 code for a protein of 531 amino acids. The transcript has 2 exons. Gene Ontology annotation, cellular component: cytoplasm. Gene Ontology annotation, biological process: intracellular signal transduction.
AUGAGAGUGGAAAAUAUGGAAAUUAUACAAACGAUUUUACCUCUUGUGUAUUGUUUGUAGUAAAGCGAUUGAUCUACUUUUGUAAAACAAGCGAUUUUAAAUAUUAAAAGAACAUUAUCGACCAAUAAUGGAAAGAAAUAGUAAACUUUUUUCAGCUUGUGUGCAGUGAAAAGUUUCAUAACAUGAAAGGAUUCAUCCGUUUCAUCCGUCAAGAUUGUUUUGAAAUUCGAAAGGAAUCUGUCAACAUAACAAGCCACAAACGGUCAAGUUUUAUAACUGUUUACUCUCGGGAAGCCUUUGUCGUUUCGAUGGCAAGAAAACAGUGUUGGAAUCUAGCAAAACAUGGCUCAAUCAACGCCAAAAGCGGGCCUCCGAAUGCAACUGCAACCACUGAUGCCAGAGGACAUGCGUUCCGAGCUGAUAGCCGCACUAAAGGUGCAGAACGUGCACAAUGUUCGCGUUGGGAGCGGCCGUCGUUUUAUGUUACCAGGGUCGCACAGCAACAGUCCGGUACGAAGCAUACCAGCGGCACAGAAUAAUGAAACGGAUAAGCGGCAACAGCUGCGCCUGCAAGCCAUACGGGAAAUUCGUACGUCCGAGGAGUCGUAUCUGAGGCAGCUGGAUCUGCUGCUAGAAUACUUUGUAACACCGUUGCGCAACAAUGGAUUUCUCACCGAAAAGGUGCACAAUCAGAUCUUUGGACAGCUCGACACAAUCCACAACCUUAGUCAGGAGCUGCUCAAAAAGUUGGACGAAAAUUUGGACAAUGUGGUAAAAGCGUUCACCGACCUGGGUCCGUUUUUUAAGCUUUAUUCGGUGUACGCCUUUGACUAUCGCAAUUCGCUCUGUACAUUGCAAUCGCUGAUGGACAAAAAUCCCACAUUGAAGCGAUAUAUCGCGAACACGGAAUCACGCCCGGAAGUGCAGAUGAAGUUGAUCUCGUUGCUCAUCACCCCGAUACAGCGCAUUCCCCGGUACAAGCUGUUGCUGCAGCAGGUUCUGCUAUAUACCAGCCCUUCGGAUGUUGCCUACAAACCGCUGCUGGAAUCAAUACGGCUAGUGGAACAAUCCGUAUCGCACAUCAAUGCUCUCGUGGAAGAUUACGAAAACACCCAAAGAUUGAUCACGGUGCAGAACGCACUCACUAACAAGUCGCUGAAAUUGGUGAAACCGGGUCGAAAGAUCCUGAAGGAGGGUUUUCUGCGCAAGCAAAAAACGGAUGGAUCCACCUCGAAGAAGUACUGCAUCCUGAUGUCGGACAUGUUCAUGUACUGUCGUGUGCUGAAGGACGUCGAGGUGCUGCUGACGGAAGGGUCAAGCAUCGCGUGUUGCUGUGUAUUUCCGCUGAAGAAAUGCAAAAUUGUGCAGCUGUUUCGGGGCAAUUUCCGGAUCACGUGUAGCGGUGACGGAACGAUUUUUAGCUCGGACGGUGAACAGGAAAGCCAUGGUUGGUACGUUGCGAUUAAGGAAGCGAUCGAGCUGCACGUUCAGUGCAGGAAAACGUUACGAAAGAUGUCCAGCAAUAGGAAACCGAUGCGCAAAAAGCAUCUGCAGCGUUUGGAACCGGAGGACGAUAUUAUGUGGUUGUUGCGACGCAAGACGACUAGCCCGGAUCGUAUUCAGAAACCGGAUAGGAUGAGAAGAAAGUUGUGGCCUUUUAGGAGCAUAAACUGUUUGGAUUUGAAUCAAUCGGUUGGAGAACCGAGCGGAUUGCAACAGUAUAUUCCAGCGAGAACGAGUGUGGGUCGAUUUCCACAAGCAACAACAAGUGGUGCUCCUGCUGUUGCUGCUGCUAGCUGGGAUGCAGAAAACAGCAUUCGAACAAACAACUCACCGAGUGUAAUACCGGGACCAGACGAUGAAGCAGAUAAGGAAGAACAAACCAAUGCAAGUAGACACGUGCAUUUUCGAUUUCCGUCUAUGCAUUGGCGUUACUAAAGCGCGCGUUUUCGUGUAGUAUAUGAGACAUCAACAUUUCUGUUCUUUCUUGUUUUCUUUUCCUUUGAGCGCACCCAUUUCUUUAAGUAGUAUAGUCAUUAGAAAGUAAUAUUUAUUCAAGAAUCUCGGAAUCUUUUCACUUUAAUAUGUCAAUAAAAUGUUUCUUUUUAAAUUGUAACAAAGGUAUUUGCUU